Molecule: messenger RNA, 3956 nt
Organism: Lagopus muta (rock ptarmigan)
Lineage: Eukaryota; Metazoa; Chordata; Aves; Galliformes; Phasianidae
Gene: PEX11A
Product: peroxisomal biogenesis factor 11 alpha
Biological process (GO): regulation of peroxisome size; peroxisome fission
Cellular component (GO): peroxisomal membrane
Source: RefSeq, a predicted model, not a curated record
AUGAGCUGCCUGCCUCGAGAGCCGCUAUCCCAGCGCGGCGCUCCCGGGCGGACCCUUUUAGAGGUGACACCGCCCGCCCCCCCCCCCCCCGCCCCACUGUGUACGGGUUGCCAUGGCAACGGCCGCUCGGCCGGAAACGCGCUCCGAAGCGGAGGGUUCCGCCGUGAGACGGGGCGGGGCGGAGCGGAACGGAGCGGAGCGGUCGCGCACCUCCCGGGGCGCCCAGCUGCCACCGCCAUGCAGGGCUUCGUGGAGUUCACCAACCGCAGCCAGGGGAGGGAGAGGAUCUUCCGAGCCACUCAGUACACAUGCAUGUUGCUUAGCUAUGUCGUAGAGCGUCAUGCUGAUAACAAGAAGCUGGUGCUGAAACUCAAGCAGCUGGAAUCUAGCAUGAGCUCUGGCCGUAAAAUGCUCCGGCUGGGCAAUGUGGUGCACGCCUUGGUAGCAGCCAGGAAAACUACAGAGCUUCCCGAAGUGCUUCCUCGCAUCUGCCUGACAGCCUCCAACCUGACCCGUGCUCUGUACUUCUUCUGCGACAUGGUGCUGUGGUUGAAGAACGUUGGACUCCAGUCUGACAUCAAUAAAGCAAAGUGGCAGAACUGGGCUACCAAGUGCUACUACUUCUCACUGCUGAUGAACCUGGCCAGGGAUUGGUAUGAGGUCUCUUGGAGGCUGGAACAAGCUGUACAGGAAGAAAAGGUGAAGAACUGUUUCUGGGACAAACAACAUCAGCAGCUAAACUCUUCCAAAUGUAAUGGCUUGCAUGGUUUUCUCUUCCUGCUGUUUCAAAUACUCAGAAGUCACCCUCCUCUGCUGCUAGACCUGGUGAAGAACCUCUGUGAUCUCUCUGGUCCUUUGGACACACUGGGGAUCUACAAAACCAAUCCAGGCGUGAUUGGUUUCUGUGGGCUCCUCUCCUCUCUGGUGGGGAUCCUCACUCUAGCAAGCCCACACCUGAAGCUGAAGGAGUGAUGUAAGAGGAACUGCUCAGUGCGCAGUGAGCCAGCAGGUUUGAUCCUCUGACAGGUUCUUAUUCUCCACAUGGCACUUUAAAAAUGAAGAUGUCUCACUCUAACCUCAAAAUGAGUUUGUUUCCCUCCAGAUAAGCCACUUCUGCCCUUUGUCCUUCCCUGUGCCUUGGCAGAUGAGUUUGGUGCCCAACAGAGCAAAGGUGGAAGAAGGCAGAGUAAGAUUGCACAGACAGAAGGACUUGGAACAUGGCUGCUAGAUAAGGAAAUAUUGAUGAUCCUGUAUUUUAAUACAGCUUUAUGAAAUAGCUGCCUAGACUACUGUAGUAUGUGUAUGACUCAUAACUAAUCAUGUUUACAAAGGAAAGCUAGAAUUCAGCAAUCAAACGUUCCUAUAGCCAAAUUUUCUGUAAUAUGUUCAGACAAGUUAGAAACCGUGGUUAGAUAGCCUGAAGUAAAGCCUGAGUGUUCUGACAGGACUGGAUUGCUGGAUCCUGAUUUCUGUAGGCAGUGGUUUGAUGAUAACUGGAAAGUGGUGUCAUCUGAGCUUUCAGUGAUCCCUCUGUAACAUGAACAUGCACUGCUUACUCUGGACCUACAGUUUGGUGAGUGCCAGUUUACAUCUCAAGAAAUCAAAAACUUCUUUUCCUUUGAUUAUACAAGCCAAGAUGGGUUGGCCACCAACUAACUCUUCCAGCAGGCCAUGGCUGAGGAUUUUGGUGAAGAAAAGCAUGUGGGAAAUGCUGAUCUCAUUGCUGCUAAUGCUGUGAUUUGUAGGGAUCUGAGUGCAGUGAAGCUGUGAAUCUGGAACCUGUCAUAACCACUACCUUUCCCAUUACAUCCACACCUUAAUUCCUGUGAUUCCAAGUGAGCCAUUUUACAUUAAUGACAGUGUGAUAAGCAGCUUGUGCUGCUGUUUUAAUUUUACUUGAAAAAGUCCAGUGUAAUAAGGAGCUUUGGAACCUGCAGUUAAGGAGAAAAGGCCGUCUUGGAGCUUGUCAAGUAAGAAAAGCUGCAAGGGUGUUUCCAGUUGAGUAAGCUCCCAGAGGGAAUGGAGUCACACUUGAUCAGAUAUCAGAACGUCCUCGAGAAGAGAAGCUUAUUACCUGGAUUUGGGCAUUCACGUUUCAGAUUUUCUUUCCUGAUUCUCUUAUUCUUCCAUCAUGACAGCAAGAUUUCUUGUGUGUUCUCUCACUGGUUCUACCGUUUGAAAAUGCCUUUUGUUUGCCCUGCGACUGCGUAACUGCUCUUCAGUUUUCUGGCUGGAAUGAUUGCCUGGGUUGUGAGCGAGGUUAGAGGAGAAAUGCUGUGUCCAGCAGUCUAACAGCUUACACGAUGUGCUGUCUUUGUUGCUCCUGACUUUGCAGAGGAUCAGUUCUAACACCAUCUGAGAAAAACUUGCACGUGGCAUAGGACACAAAAUUAUUGCUUUUCUUCAUCAGUGCCAGGCCUGUGUGUUCUGUUGCUUUCUGACUGUAAGGGCUGCUUGUUUAAUCAGUCAGGAGAUGUGAAUAGAGAUUAUCCUAACCAGGACCAACAUACUUGAUUAUGAUUUCUGAUACUCUCUGUAAACAGAAUUAAAAGGUGCCAGUCACCUUUAUUAAAGGAGGAGGCUGUGGAACUGAGCAGGCAUGGAAAUGCAGUGUCCCAGUUUACCUGAAGUCAUUGUGGUCCUGCUUGGAAUUACUUCCACUUUGAACCUGAAGCGUUAGGCUGCCAAUGAAGUGUUUGAAAAUAGAGGUUGCUGAGCAGGGUAAUUAAGUGUGCCUGAAGACCAAAUAUAGCCUGUAGCAGCUCUUCUUUUUAAUAUGGAAAUGAAUACCACUAAAAGUAGAGCACUCUGCAGGCCAGGCCAUAAUGAAUGCGUUGUUGUCUUCAAGGGUUUUUUCUUGCUACUUGUUUAGCAGUUGGGUUUUUGUUGUUGUUUCUUAGUUUCUUCAUACAAUGUGCCUUUGAGUUGCUGGCACUGUGUGGCCAAUCCCUCCCUUGGUCAGAUUUGAGCAUUAUCCCAGUGUCAGCAACCGGUAAGGAAAGGAGAGGAGUCUUGGUGAUGUAUCAGCAGAGCCCUGGGCACUCUUUGCCUACAGAAUCUUUCUUCUUGCAAGAGCCACAUUAAGAAUUGCUCUCAGGAGACCUCUUGGGUACAAAACAGAUCUUACACUGGUCUGCAGACUGAUUCCUCUUUUUCCUAUGUAGUUCAUAGGCAAGGGGGAAUGGAUUCACACACUGAUGUGGCCCUGCCUAGAUGCACAUCCCUGUGCCAAGCAAACGCUGUGCAAAGUCACAAAGCAGACCUUGGUGUUUCUCCUGGAGGGGCUGGGGUGGCUCAGCAAGUACAGACUUAACCUGGGACAUGGGACAGUGACUUUUCAGCCUUCCUCAGCCUUACCUCCAUUUGGCGUAACACGGAUCAGAGCAUACAGGAGUAACUUUAGUGGAUGUGAAGCACUAAUACUGCCUUUCUGCUCCCCUGCUGGGGGCUAGCAGUUUAAUGUACCUUAAUGUAAUGUGACUGAAGCCAUAGAAUUGCAAUCAAAUGGAGAAAAUCCUUUUAGUGCCUUUUCUGUGUAUGUUCCUCAUACAACAGUUGGAAUAAGGAGAGCUGUUUGAACACAAGCAAUAAACUUUGAUGCGUAUAACACUGCAUCUGUGUGUGACUUUGAGGAUGGGGAAAAGAGAUUCUGAAGGAGUUCCCUCUCAUAUCACUGGGAUUUCUGAAGCUGUUGCAGAUGUUUAAUGAUGAAUUAAGGGCAGAGUGAAGGAUAGCACCUCCAGCUGAGAUGGGGAGAGAUGGAGAAGGGAUAACCAGUAAAAGCGAGCUCUUGCUGGUAGCUCACUGCUCUUACUGCUUACUCCUAUCCCCUGCAGCAAGAACUUUACAAACGUGAAGGCUCCAAAAUGUCAUUCCCUGAACAACACACAAAGCAUUGCAUUCAGCAACAAUUUAGCAAGAGUUUCCUUCUGAAUAACUGCUCUUACACUCAUUUC